Aphidius gifuensis is the source of this 1278-nucleotide messenger RNA. Its product is annotated as peroxisomal membrane protein PEX16-like. The coding region runs from base 182 to 1195 and encodes 337 amino acids. The transcript has 4 exons. The record is from RefSeq and is a predicted model, not a curated record. Gene Ontology annotation, biological process: peroxisome organization. Gene Ontology annotation, cellular component: peroxisomal membrane. NCBI's taxonomy places the organism in Eukaryota, Metazoa, Arthropoda, Insecta, Hymenoptera, Braconidae.
ACAGUGUGUGUGUUGUUGCGCAUAUAGAUGCGCAUUGAACAUUUACAUAAAAGAAAUUUUUUGUCAAUAAACAAUAUGUCAAUGUCAACAUAAGUAAAGUGUUUACAUUUUAAAUAUUAAAAAAAUUUUUAUGAAUGCAUUAAUUUGCUGUUAACAAUAUUAAAUAUUAAAAAUUUCUAAAAUGGUUAUACAAUCAGUAAAUUCUUGUGUUAAACCUUAUCUAAAUACUUAUAAAGAAUGGGUGACAUCAAAACCCCAGGUCAUUGCUGAUAUCGAGGGUGCUGUCAGGUGUCUGUCAUAUUUUACUGCUGGAAAAUUUACAAAUUCAUCAUUAGCAUCUGAGUUGAUUUAUUCAAUGCCAAAUUUACUUAUUUUGAUGAAUGAUCGUCUUAUUUACAGUACAAAAUAUUCACAUCUUAAAUUGCCACAGUUUCAAUCACAAAUAAAAAUUUGGCUAACUGUUAUUGAAUAUACUGAAGCACUUAUUGAAGUUUCAGCACAAAAAUUAUGGGGAGAUGUUGGAAAAUGGGUUGUUAUAUUUAUUGUACAAUCAUUAAAAGCAUUGCUGAGAUUAAUUCUUGUUCAUCGUAAUAAAGAAAGAUUAAUUAAAAAUCCUCCAAUUGCACCAUUGAAUCGUGAAAAAUUACGACAAGAAUCGAAAAGCCAAGAUUUACCGAAAGAAGGUUUUAGUCUAAAACGUACUGGAACUGUUGUUAGAAGUGUCAAUUAUUCUGGACCAAGUAAUUCACGUUUUUGGACACCACUUGGUAAAACUGAAGAUGAUGAAUCUCAACCAGAUACAACUGAAGUUAGACAAAGUCUAAUAAUUGCAGAGACUCUGUAUAUCAUGAAGCCAUUGAUUCAUUUAACAGCAUUUAUUGUAAAAGGUAAAAAUAAUUGGAUACCAUGGACAACAGCAUUAGCUAUUGAUUUAGCAAGUAUCCAUAUUUUAACAAAAGAAAAAAAUUAUACUAAAUUAACUAAAGAAGAAAAUGCCGAGUUAAUCAAACGAAGAAUUAAUUUACUUUUGUAUUUAGUACGAUCACCAUUUUAUGAUAGCUGUAGCAAAAAUAGAAUUAAUUAUCUUCUUGAUGGUAUUUCAAAUAGAAUACCAUUAGCAAAAUAUAUUGCUCAGCCAAUUGCUAAAUAUUUACCACACUGGCAAGAAACAUAUUUCUACAUGUGGUCGUCUUAAUAAUCACAUCAAAAACACAAAUGAUUUUAAUUAAAUAUCAUUCCAUUUAAAAAAAAAAAAACAAAUUAUUCAAAAAGGACAAA